UUUCCGCCUGUGGAAACACACAGAACGAUAAAUUGUUCAAUUGCCGCUGUUGAUCGACACAAAGAAGGCAGGCUAGGGUUCUUUGAAGGAUCGAAAUCUCCAGCGAGGGGCAACGUGAUCCCAUUAUUGUUCCUUAGAUCCAGAAAAAUAACUGGGAGGAGGAGAAGAACGAGUGGAAGAAUAUAUAUGGAAAUUGAAAAAUUCAGCAUCCGGAGUUCUGGCUGUGGCGCUUUACCAUCCCAAAUUUGGAGACAAAAGGUGGCGAAUCGUUACCAAGAUUCAAAUGAAAACAUUAUGCAUAAUGAGCACCUAAAAGCUUGUGUUCUUUUUAUGGAUGCUGAAAUUUCAAGGGCAAAAUUAUUUAGAGGUAGACCUCCAGAUCUUAUUGCAGGCACCAUAAAAAACAGCUGCAACCUUAAGGCCCAAAGUCCGAUCCCUACUCACCUUCACCCUAAAGAUCCCCAAGAUAGCAGCUGUACAAGUUUAUACAAUAGAGAUAUCCAUGAGAAUGGUAACAUGGAGGCUGACAAUAAUCCCAACUCCAAAGAGGUCCCCUUCUCCCAUCUUCCAAUUCUUCUAGCUCUUUUCUUCGAUUUCUUAAGUGCCUCCCUCUUCUUGAAGCUCCUAUUGAGUUUAAUACCAUGCUAUGCAAAAAAGAGGUGAAGAGAUUGAAGGAUAUUGAAAUGGUCAAUGGUAGACAUAAGAAAAAGGGGCAAGGUUGUCCUUUUCUUGGUUUCGGAUCAGAUUGAGCAUCCAGUUAAGUACCAGAAUUUAUGUCGUAUUGGUUUCUAGAUUUUAUGGACUUAUCCGGGACUUGGAUUGUGUGGGGUCAACUACUUAAAGCAUUGUGUUUGUUUUGGAUUGACCAUAAUUCAACUUGAAUUUAGCUCUAAAAUCCUAGAUAGAUUAUGACAUUUAACUCUAUUUUGGCCCAUUAACACCAUGAUGUAUAGUUCUACACUCCUAUUUUCAGUUUUGUGAGAGUGUCAUGAAUUAGUUGUUCCACUAGUGGUACCACAUCUUGUAGCCUAUGUACUCCACUAGAGCAUUGCAACAUAUAUGGACUAUCACCAUCAGCAUAGCAAGGCUUUGUGUGAGAUUUGCCAAUAUAGAGCCAUGCUAGUGCUUCGCCUGCACUGGCACUCUAGUGUGCCAGAUGCUAGUCCAUUCCUACUAGUUUGAAGGACCAUUUAGUCCUUACAACAAAGGAUAUUGCAACAUCACCUUCAUUAUGUUGUUAUGGAGGGAAGACAUUCCAACUCGGGGAAUUAUUGUGCUUAUCUAGUGGGCAUUUGCUUGCUAUAAAGUUAAAGUAUUUGUAUCACAUCCAUGUGAUUUAGGGGAUAAUUGGCCAUAUGGCACUUGGCAUGCACUAGCAUUUUAAAGAUAUGCAAAUUGGCAAAAGGACUUGUAACUGGAAUAUGAAGAUAUCUUUUAAUUGUUUUAUAUUAGUGUAUAGACAUAUGAAACAAAUAUAGAUAUUUUAAUCACUUUUUAGAAAUCUAGGAUCAUAAAUCAUUCUAGAUAUCUAUUAUAAUUGCCUAUCAUGGGGAAUGCUUAAUUUUAAGUAAUUUGUCAUUACAACCUAAAACUUAUAACUACAUUUACAAAUUAAUUGGCAAAAAUAAGCUUAAAAUUCAUGAUAGAGUCUAUUAGGUGUUGUACGUAUAAUUUUAGUACCAUACAAUUUCAUUUAACGACAACAUUGUAAGAACUAAGCAGCCUACAUACCAUUAGUUACUUUAAGUAAUAACAUACAAUUGAUGUAAAAAACGAUAUUUUUUUGUCUUUACUUUUCCAAUCUACAGAUUGAGCCUUCAGAUCUUGAAAAAGGUGAAUUUUUUCAGAUAAUCUGAGUGGAAUCAGAACUAUCCAAGAUGGGCAUGAGUUUAAACUGAAAAGCAGGUUAUGAGCUUGUAUUGCCACAUAUUCUUUUGGUCCUAACUUCCAAAUCAUAUAAUUUUGAUAUGAAUAUGUAUAGACUGUUAUACAUUAAUACAUCUAGAAUGGAAGGUACAAAAUGGUACAAAAUUUUGUGCAUCUUUGUUUUGUAGUAACAUAUCAUUACGAUAGGUUCCAUUGCUACAGUACAAUGUUAUUUUAAUCCUCACUAUUCUCAGGGUUGAAAAGAAUCUUUGAGUUUUGUGUGUACAUGGAAUGCAGGAUACAAGUUUCCGAUCAGAUAUAAAGGAUGAUGUACUAUGUAUAGAAUAAGUAUCCAAUAACCUUGUGUGAAAACCCUGAUGAUGCGAUGGUAGGGACAUAGAAUUUUUUUUGAUUUUGAUUGAUGAUCGCCCAUGAAUUUCACGUCUAAACAUUCUUUACAACAAAGUUUCUCGUUCCCUACCGUAACAUCUUGAUAUAGUGUUGGUAUGCCUGAUACGGGAAUCGGUUUCUCAUAUCGAUACUUGUUUACGUCCCCCGUACUAUGUACUAGUUCUGUACCGGUACAGUAUGCAUUGGUACUGGCUGGUACGGCGUACCAUGCUCUGCAAUAAUCUCCAUGCCAUUAUAAAGGACUCUGGAUAAUCAAACUAGUAAUGCUUUCAUGGAAAGGCUUCUUCAAUUUCCAUUUUAUAACUUUGAAUAUAAAGUUGGAAGCACUUGAUUUGAUUGGAUAUUUCAGAAAUUGGAACACUCCAGCUUUAUAGAGUUGUUAUCUAUGCCACCUAAGGGUUUAGCUAUUGUAUCACAUUUAGAUGUUAAUUUUUACAUCCUUUCUUUUCUCACCAGGUCACUUGGUAGUCUUUCCAUAUAAGCUUGCCUCAUCUUGCGAGAUUGGAUUCCAAUAUCUUCAGCAAGAUCUAAAGUCUCUCUUUCUCUUGUGCAUGGGAUUCUAUUUCUGUCAAUAUCCAAGAUCCCCAUCAUCUCUCUUGUUCACUAGCUUGCAAGAUAGUGCUUUAUAAUAAAUAGAUAUCUACCUUGAGAUCAGCGAUCUCAAGUUAUCAGUGUGAAAAAGAUACAAGAUGGAGGGGAGAUUCUUUGGGGUGGGUGGGUGUCUUUUGUGUGUUUAUCCUAGGGAGGGGCUUGGUAGGAUCUUCAACAGGUUGUAGAGUGAGUUUAAGAUAGCAGGUGGAUUUUGUGUGAGAAAAGGAGAGAAAUUUUUGGAUCUCGUAGGACAUGCGGCUUUUAUCCCAAGAGAUGGAGGCCAGGUCAUAUGGAAAGGCUACUAGGUGACCCGGUGAGAGAAAGAAAGGCUAUGAAAAUUAACAUCUAAUGUCGUCCGAUGGCUAAACUAACGGGCAGUAUAGAAAUUUAUGACAGUUAGAGUUCCCAAUCACUUCAGAGAAAUCCUAGAGUAACAUUAGUUUUUAACUUGGAGACAAUGGCAAGUUUGCUUUAUGAUCAUUUUCAAUUUGUAGAUCAGGGUAUAGAUUCAUAUUGCUUCAUAUAGGAAACCUAUCGUGGAUAUCAGAGUGAUUUAUAGAAGUUAAUAUGAACCAAUAUGGACUAGUGGAGAAGCCAUGGUGGGAUGCACCCCAGUCCCAAUGUUAUUACUUGGGAACGUGAUAAAUGCUUCAGGAUGUAUGGUAUGGUGUUUGCUAUAGAUUGAUGCACGGGUCCUUGCCUCUGAUAUUAGCAUGCAUCAUUUUGCUUGUAAAUGCAUUAAAGAUGAUAAGAUGAGUACGAUAUUGUAGGUCAGGUAUGGUACUUUACUCUUUAUUUGUGCUUUGCUGAUGUUCUCUUUGGGCUCCCCCUUCUUUGGCUUCUCUUUUCCUUUGUGUUUUGCACUCACUAGAAAUUUUCAUGCAUGGAACACUUGUCUCUAGAACACAAAAGUUAUUUUUAGGCUGCAAAUUUGUUAAUUUUCUUCUCAUUCUUGAAAAAACAUGUCUUCGUUUUUCCUUGAUUGUUAAUUCAAAUUGGCAUUCUAAGCGGACACAUUUCCAAAUUUCUAUAACUAAUGUUUCACCACUUUUCUUCUGCUAGCUGAACUUGCAGGAAAUUGCCUUUGGGGCAAAAUACUGAUCGAUUUAUUUUGUU
Phoenix dactylifera (date palm) is the source of this 3984-nucleotide messenger RNA. RefSeq lists its product as uncharacterized. NCBI's taxonomy places the organism in Eukaryota, Viridiplantae, Streptophyta, Magnoliopsida, Arecales, Arecaceae. The record is from RefSeq and is a predicted model, not a curated record.